CUACGAGGUUUGCGUUAAAGACCUUGAAACAGCCAAUUUACUUUUGAAUGAUGCUGCUGCUGCAGAGCAAUAUAUUUUAUCUAUGUGUCCAUUGGGGUCUCAGCAUGAGCACAAUGACUCCGAAAAUCAACCUCAGAAUGAUUUUCAAUCUAUGUGGUCUAUGCCCCACAAUGAAAAUGACUCGACCAUUCAACCAUCUAUUAAUGAUAUGAUUUGGACAAAGAAGAAGCCUUCUGAAAUGGAUAAUGAAGCAACUCAUUUAAUGUUGUCCUUAAGAGAGGAAAAAAGUACUUACUUUGACGACAAAAGAACCAGAAAACUUAAAUUGUGGAAUGACAUAGCAAAAGAGUUAGAGGAAAAUAAUUUCCAUCUUGGGAACAAAGGAGGAGAGCGGUGUCGUCAAAAGUUUGCGAAUUUGCAAAAAACUUAUUUAUCUUACAUGCAGCAUCAAACUACAACAGGAAGUGAGAGAAUUGAUGACAUUCCUCCAUUUUUUGAUGAGCUCCACUCCAUUCUAGGUUAG
Molecule: messenger RNA, 523 nt
Organism: Acanthoscelides obtectus
Lineage: Eukaryota; Metazoa; Arthropoda; Insecta; Coleoptera; Chrysomelidae
Source: the annotation of a GenBank genome assembly